UUUUUUUUCCUUUUCUUCUUUUGUUUAAUUUAAUUUCUUGUUGGAUUGGAAGUGGGUUUGGUAGCUUUCAUGGCAGCGUCAAAGAUCCUAUAUCGUGAUACAGAGUAAAAGCUCCCAUCACUUCCAAAGGCUUCAUUUUCUUUGUAGAAUCUUUUCGAUCGGGUCUCCUUGCACUUACUACAUAAAUUGUUGUUGUUCUUCGCUUGCGUCUUCUCUUCCGCCUUUUCAAUUGCCCCCAAAACCUUCUUUUGGUCCGCUUCGUUCUUGAUUUGCUGUUUCCUCUCGAAACCCAGCGUUAUUUCCAAUAAACUACGAUUGAGUUCAAUUGGUACCGCGUGUUCUAAGUUUAAGGCCGAUGUUUCGGUAUUAGAAACGAGAUAUUUGUGCAUGAAAACCUAUUAGUUACGGAAUUUGCUCGGUGAGUUCGUCUUAAUUAGAUCAUCAAUUAUUUACGGAUUCGUCGUCCCUUCUGCUUUGCGCCUCUGCAAAGUCAUAUGAUCAGAUCAGCAGUCUAAUUUGCCGGCCGGCUGUCGAUGUCAUCCUAUUUCUCGCUUAGUCAAAUUCAUCAGCAAGGGUUUCAAAUUUGGAUGCUUUUGAUGAUGUAUCGUUUCCCCAAAUUUUGAUGCGGAGAGUGCUGCAUCUGAUUUUUACUUUUGAGUAGAUAUAUCGGUGCUGCUAUCAAUGAUGGGUGGGCUACUAAUGGAAGGCACGGUUAAUUCUGGAUGUCCUAAUUACAAGCAAAUUUUCUCCUCGGACGAGAAAAGUUUCUGCUGUGGAUCCACCCAUCCGCCUUCGAUGGGUGAACGAACGGGAGAGAAAUAUCUUAGCGAACCACCACAGGAGAACUUCUCUGAUGCUGCUGAUGAAGAGAGUGAUGAAGAUGUUGACAUAGAAGAGCUCGAACGUCGUAUGUGGAGAGAUAGGAUGCGGCUGAAGCGCUUAAAGGAACAACAGCAGAACAAAAACAAAGAGCAAGUUGACUCUGCAAAGCAGCGUCAGUCCCAGGAACAAGCCCGCCGAAAGACAAUGUCUCGUGCCCAAGAUGGGAUCCUUAAGUACAUGCUAAAGAUGAUGGAAGUGUGCAAUGCCCAGGGCUUUGUUUAUGGUAUAAUUCCAGAGAAAGGAAAGCCUGUAAGUGGUGCCUCUGAUAAUUUCAGGGGUUGGUGGAAAGAAAAGGUUAGGUUUGACCGGAAUGGACCUGCAGCUAUCGCCAAGUAUCAGGCUGAUACUGCCAUCCUGGGGUCCAGCAGCGAAACGAACUCUGCGACUGCAGGCCUUCAUUCGUUGCAGGAGCUUCAGGACACAACACUGGGUUCUCUCUUGUCAGCUCUUAUGCAGCACUGCAACCCGCCUCAGCGAAGGUUUCCCCUAGAGAAGGGAGUUGCACCACCAUGGUGGCCAACUGGGAGAGAGGAGUGGUGGCUUCAGCUGGAAAUACCCAAAGACCAAGGUCCACCACCCUACAAGAAGCCCCAUGAUCUGAAAAAGGCAUGGAAGGUUAGUGUCUUGACUGCCGUAAUCAAACAUAUGUCACCUGACAUCGAAAAGAUACGUAAGCUUGUUAGGCAGUCGAAGGGCCUCCAAGACAAGAUGACUGCGAAAGAGAGCACGACAUGGCUUGCUGUUAUCAAGCAGGAGGAGGACUUCUACAUGAAGAUGCACCCUGAUGCAUGCUUUCCACCAUCGUCUGGUAGUGGCAACACUGGAGCCACCUCCCUUGGUAGCAGCUGCAUUGAAUAUGAUGUUGAAGGUGUUGAUGAUGGUGAGAGCAUGGAUACGGUAAAUCACAAGUCUCAUGCUGAAGUGAAUGCUUUUGAUCUGGGCAGCACCGCAAAGAACGAGAAGACUGUUAUAACUGCUUCUGUGAAGGAAGAGACUAAGAUGGAAUUUAUUCAGAAAAGAGGUGCUGCUGAGCCAGAAUCAAUGCAAAACCAACGAAUCUAUACCUGUGGUAAUGUGCAAUGUCCACAUAGUGAUUUCCGGCAUGGCUUUCUGGAUAGGAAUGCCAGAAACAGUCACCAAUACCUCUGUAAGUAUCAAAACACUAUUCCUCAAGGCAUCGGAUCAGCAAUUAGUGGACCCAAGAUGAAAGGGAACAAGCCACCGAUUUUCUCUUUGCCAUUUAACACCCAACUCGAUCCAACUUCACUCGGAUCAGGGCUCAAUUCCGUUGACAUAUCUGAUGUUGGUGUUCCCUACGAUGGUCAGAAAUCAAUCAAUGAGCUGAUGAGUUUCUAUGACAACAAUGUCAAUGCUAACAAGAACUUGAAUAUGGGCGGCAUAGGUAUGUCGAAAAUGAUGAAUUCUGUUCAACCUAGAAUUCAGAUGGAAGACAACUUUCCCCAAGGGACUAGAUUGGGUGGCAAUGUGUUUGAAGAAGUUGACAACUUGGUGCAGCAGCAGCAGCAGUUCUUAUUCCAUGAGGACAUAAUGCCAUUUGAGCAGCAAUUCGGUGACCAACCCAAUGGAUUGAGUGGUGAUUUCAGCUUUUGUCCUUUCAAUAUGCAUUCCAUGAACUAUUCUGAUACUUUGCAAAGAGAGAUGGGGGAUCCAUUGCAGAAGUCUGAAUCAUUGAACUGGUUCUACUGAGAAGAAAAACAGGAAGCAAACUAAUCUACAUCAACUUUGAGAGAGUUGGAACCAGGCACUCUGCCAAACACAAUGGAGUAGACCCAAGUAUGAAAACCUUAGUAUUUGGGUCCAGGUGUUCUUCCUGUAUUUAAUAAGCUUCCCGUAUUUCCCUGUCAGAUUACUGAACUAAUCCCUUGUACCUUUGGGGUGUGUUCCCCAUGAGGUCUCAUGAGAUGUUCAGGUUGUAGGUGUUUGCAAUAUUUAUGGGGACCGGCAGUCGAUAGUGUAAACCCAUACUGCUUUGUAAUUAUGGACAUACCAUAUCUUAAAUCUAUAUUUAGAUUAAUUAGUACAUUGGUUUUGCUGUUGUUCA
Musa acuminata subsp. malaccensis (wild Malaysian banana) is the source of this 2944-nucleotide messenger RNA. Its product is annotated as protein ETHYLENE-INSENSITIVE 3-like 1a. Gene Ontology annotation, cellular component: nucleus. The record is from RefSeq and is a predicted model, not a curated record. NCBI's taxonomy places the organism in Eukaryota, Viridiplantae, Streptophyta, Magnoliopsida, Zingiberales, Musaceae. Gene Ontology annotation, molecular function: DNA-binding transcription factor activity; DNA binding.